This is a messenger RNA of Penicillium canescens, 885 nucleotides long. Its product is annotated as enoyl-CoA hydratase/isomerase family protein. Bases 1 to 885 code for a protein of 294 amino acids. Gene Ontology annotation, molecular function: enoyl-CoA hydratase activity. NCBI's taxonomy places the organism in Eukaryota, Fungi, Ascomycota, Eurotiomycetes, Eurotiales, Aspergillaceae. Gene Ontology annotation, biological process: fatty acid beta-oxidation. The record is from RefSeq and is a predicted model, not a curated record. Gene Ontology annotation, cellular component: mitochondrion. The transcript has 2 exons.
AUGCCAAAAUUCAGCAUACAACCCCCAACCCCGCACGCCGCCCUCCUCUCCUACCCAGCACCACACAUCCUCCUAGUAACUCUAAACCGACCAAAAGACCUCAACUGCAUAAACGCCCAAGGCCACGCAGACCUUCACGCAGUCUGGGAAUGGAUGGACGAGGAACCGAGUAUGCGCGUGGGUAUACUGACGGGUAUGGGGAGGGCGUUUUGUGCCGGGGCUGAUUUGAAGGAAUGGAAUACGCGCGCCUCAUCCUCAUCCACCACAUCAAAGACAACCCCAAUGCCCCCCAGCGGCUUUGGCGGGCUCGCCCGCCGAAAAGGCAAAAAACCAAUAAUCUGCGCCGUAAACGGGCUCUGUUUCGGCGGCGGAACGGAAAUGAUCAUAAACAGCGACCUGGUAAUCGCGACUUCGCGAACACUGUUCGGUUUGCCCGAGGUGAAGCGCGGGGUUGUUGCGUUGGCGGGGGCGUUGCCUAGACUUGUGCGCACUGUUGGGAAGCAGCGGGCUAUGGAGAUGGUUCUUACGGGGCGGAAUGUUAGUGCUGAGGAAGGCGAGAGGUGGGGACUUGUUAAUUUUGUUGUUGAUGUUAGUGGGAUUAUUGAUGGUGGGAAGGGGAAGGAGGAGGUGGAUAGGGAGGUCUCGAGGGUUGUUGUUGGGAAGGCUUUGGAGGUUGCUGGGACUAUCGCUGGGAAUAGUCCUGACUCGGUGCUUGUUAGUCGGGAGGGAGUGAAGUUGGGAUGGGAGGGGAUUGGGGCGGAUGAGGCUACUAGUAUGUUGAGUGAGACUUGGGUGAAGAGGUUGAAUGAAGGGGAGAAUAUCAAGGAGGGGCUGAGAGCUUUUGUGGAGAAGAGAGCGCCUGUUUGGGUGGAUAGUAAGUUGUAA